AUGGGGGAAUUGAGAGGGUCCAACCUGGAGGGGGGAGCAGGCAGGGGGAAGGAGGAGGCACCAAGAGACCAGAGGUGCCUGCAGCCAGGAGCCAGGCAGGCUGCAGGGCUGAGAGGAGAGCCCUGGGAUGCCAGGCAUUCCCCAGGCCCCUCCGCCGUCACCCCCUCCCUGCUGACACUGUCUCUGUCUUCCAGGUCAGUGAAUAAUUUCCUGAUGACGGGCCCCAAGGCCUAUCUCAUCUACUCCAGCAGCGUGGCGGCCGGGGCGCAGAGCGGCAUCGAGGAGUGCAAGUUCCAGUUCGCCUGGGACCGCUGGAACUGCCCCGAGAGGGCACUGCAGCUCUCCAGCCACGGCGGGCUGCGCAGCGCAAACCGAGAAACCGCCUUUGUCCAUGCCAUCAGCUCCGCAGGCGUCAUGUACACACUGACCCGGAACUGCAGCCUGGGGGAUUUUGACAACUGUGGCUGUGAUGACUCCCGCAAUGGGCAGCUCGGUGGGCAAGGCUGGCUAUGGGGAGGCUGCAGUGAUAACGUGGGCUUCGGGGAAGCCAUCUCCAAGCAGUUUGUGGAUGCCCUGGAGACUGGACAAGAUGCCAGAGCUGCUAUGAACCUGCAUAACAAUGAGGCGGGUAGAAAGGCCGUCAAAGGGACCAUGAAGCGGACUUGCAAAUGCCAUGGCGUGUCGGGGAGCUGCACCACCCAGACCUGCUGGCUGCAGCUGCCCGAGUUUCGGGAGGUGGGCACUUACCUCAAGGAGAGGUACCACAAGGCCCUGAAGGUGGACUUGCUGCAGGGGGCAGGGAACAGCGCUGCCAGCCGGGGUGCCAUUGCCGAGACCUUCAGCUCCAUCUCCAAGAAGGAGCUGGUCCACUUGGAAGACUCCCCUGACUACUGCCUGGAGAACAAGACGCUGGGGCUGCUGGGCACGGAGGGGAGGGAGUGCCUGAAGAGAGGCAAGGCGCUCAGCAAGUGGGAGAAGCGGAGCUGCCGGCGGCUGUGUGGGGACUGCGGGCUAGCAGUGGAGGAGAGGCGGGCUGAGAUGGUGUCCAGCUGUAACUGCAAGUUCCACUGGUGCUGUGCUGUGAGGUGCGAGCAGUGCCGCAAAAGGGUCACCAAGUACUUCUGCGUCCGCAAGGAGAAGCGGGAGCGGAGUGGGGGUGGUGGGGCCAGCCGCAAGCUCAAGAGAAAGCUCUAACUGCCCCCUGCUCCUCCACGGUCCUCUCUGCCUCUCCUCUCCUUCCCUUCCCACCUCCCCAGCAGCCCCUGGCACCAUUUCCUUUGGGGUUAGCUUUGUCUCAUUCCCAAGCAAGGCCUCUUCACCCAGCAUCACCUCACUGGGGCUUGGACAAAGCAGAAGAACUCCCCUGGGCCUUGGCCAUACAGGGCAUUUCCUUCUAGUGCAGGGGCUGAUGACCUCUGGGACACUCGUGUUGACAAAACCAGGUGAGAUUUGGGCCCUUCAACCCAAGUUUACUCUAUCCAGUGACUCUUUUUAUUGCCGAAAAUGCAGCUGGUCUCUGUGGCUCCUGCUCCUUUCAGCUUUUCUGUUCCCCAAGCAAGUACUGCUCACGCUGCUCUGGGCUUUUAAGCAAACAAGAUCAACACUCAUGAAAACAUGAGGAAGCUAAGACGGCACCACUAAAUGUGGGCCACUCAGAGUGGUAUACCCUAAAACAGAAGAGGCUUAUAGUAACAAAAAAAGAGGCCCUAAAAGAAAAUGGUUACUGCUUUUUAUUAAGCCCUGCACUAUGAGGAAAGAGAAAAGGUAUGCAACUCUUUUCCUGUAGUGAGCCAGCCUCUGUGAGGCCCACAGCAUCACCUCCCAUCCCUUCACAGCUCUGCUAAACUCUCCAAUGCUUCACUUUGCAACUGAGACAGCAGCAGCAAAAUUCAAGCUGCUGCUUGACCUGCCCAUUAAACAUUUGUCCUAAGAAGGGGUCACAUCACUUACUUUUUUAUAUGC
This is a messenger RNA of Anas platyrhynchos (mallard), 1962 nucleotides long. The record is from RefSeq and is a predicted model, not a curated record. Lineage: Eukaryota; Metazoa; Chordata; Aves; Anseriformes; Anatidae.